This is a messenger RNA of Cyphellophora attinorum, 4572 nucleotides long. RefSeq names its product RNA-dependent RNA polymerase 1. Gene Ontology annotation, cellular component: nuclear RNA-directed RNA polymerase complex. Gene Ontology annotation, biological process: siRNA processing. The record is from RefSeq and is a predicted model, not a curated record. The transcript has a single exon. The coding region runs from base 1 to 4572 and encodes 1523 amino acids. Gene Ontology annotation, molecular function: RNA-directed RNA polymerase activity; nucleic acid binding. Lineage: Eukaryota; Fungi; Ascomycota; Eurotiomycetes; Chaetothyriales; Cyphellophoraceae.
AUGUCGUACCCUCGGUCCUCUCGACGAACGCCUCCUCCUUGGUCUCGAGGACAACAUGCAUCUGGUCGACAGAAUGAUGACUGGCGAAGCUGGGAUGCCCUCAAAGUCAUCGUCCACGAUCUGCCAAACAAUACCACAACUGUACUUGUCCACCGCCUGCUCAAGCAGUACGGCAACGUCUCGAGGAUCUUGAUCUUGGAAGAUCGCCAUGGAGGUCACCCGACCACGGCUGAGGUCUUCUUCAAGCCACCUCCUCAUACUCCGCUCUGGGUCAAACCCCUGGACAUCCGCACCAGCAAUAAUGAUACGCAUCAAGUCAGGAUCACGUUGGCUGACAGCCAGCGCAGAAAGUACACAAUGCCCGCCAACGAUCGCGGCAUAGAGUAUCCUGAGGAAAUCCUCCUGCAGGGAUCAGCGUUAGGCUUUGGUGUUCUGGGCAAAAGCAAUGAGGUGUUGGUCAAGCAAGUCGUAUCAAUGAACUCAGAAUCUGUACCAGGAUCUCCACCAGGUAGUGUGCAUUUGACGCUCAACCUGAGGCGUCGGGAGAUCUUCGUCAACUUUCCUAUUCGUUUGGAUUCGACCAACGGUGCCAGGACUCGACUCUACCGCUUCCCUGUCGCCUUCGAUGACAAGUUCAAGAUCUGGAGGCUUCACGACAAGAACAAUAAUGUUCAGUCGUACCUCAUCCAUUUGCGAAACCCCCCGUGGUUUUCUCGACGACUCGAUACUGCCGUGGGAUCGAGCCAUGUGCCGGAUGCGAAGAAAUGGAACGAGGAUGAUCUCUGGACGCGACAGACUGACAUCGUGCGGCACAAAAACCAUUUCACCGAUAUCAACCAAACAUCCAUCUCUCUGAAGAAGGACCUGAAUCGGAUCGACGUAGCCCGCUGGAGGACUUUCAAGUUUGACAUCGAUGAAUCUGAGGUCGACGGCGUCCGUGCCAAACUCUUUGACGAAGCGCUGAAGGACCACAACAUUCGAGUUGGCACCGUGACAUCUGACUACAACAUCCGCGAAGAAUUGAGUGGUGGUACCGCAGCUUACUGGGAAGACAUCGAGUUCGAUGGAGACGGGCUUGAUCCGCUUGACGAUGGUUGCACACUGCCAUUUGAGCUCCGCUAUCAGCUUGAAGUAUGUCUGGCAAACGGCCGCCUGAGCGAAUACGCCAUCGACAAAGCCUUCCUUCGGAAACUCAAGUCCCUCAACACCACGAGAGCCCAGCAGAUGCUGAUUCACGUCGACAGCAUUGGCGAGGAAAUUCAGGAUCCUAUGUCGAUCUUCGAUGACAUCCGUUUUCAGAGGCCAGUCCGCAAUCGGCGACUGCCAGGACACUGCUACAUGAGUUACAAUGCAACUAUUACGGCCACAGCUAUCAAAAUCAACACUCCGACCGUUGAUGUGUCGAAUCGCGUUGUCAGGAAGUACAUGAGUUGUGCCGAUCGCUUCUUGCGCGUCUCAAUCGAAGACGAUGAGUACCGCGGCCAGUCCAAGAUCUACGCUGGCAGCAAUGCUAAGAUGAAUCUCGUCAUCGAUCGUGUGCGACGAGCACUCACAAACGGUAUCAGCAUAGCCGGUCGCCACUAUGAAUUUCUUGCAUACGGGAACUCCCAGCUACGUGACCGCGGAGCUUACUUUUUCGCAAGCACUCCUGAGUUGACUGCUGACAUGAUUCGAGCUGAGAUGGGCGUCUUUGACAACGAGAGAAUUGUUGCAAAAAGAGCCGCACGAAUGGGUCAGUGCUUUUCUACCACGCGCCCAAUACGCUGCAGCAUCCCGCUCAUCACCGAGAACGACCUGACCCCAGAUAUAGAAAUCAAUGGCCACAACUUCACAGAUGGAGUAGGCAAGAUUUCGAAGCUGGCGGCGACUCUUGUAGCAGACAAUAUGGAUCUCCCGCCUGGAGAGGAUCCGCCCUCGUGCUUCCAAUUCCGUCUAGGCGGCUGCAAAGGUGUGCUCGCAAUCGAUCCAUCGCUUCAGCGCGGGGAGGUCAGGUUGCGACGCAGUCAAUUCAAGUUCCAGAGCAACUCGAAGGAGCUCGAGAUCAUUCGAUGCUCACAAUUCUGGCAGCCAUUCCUCAACCGACAGAUCAUCAUAGUACUGAGCAACUUGGGCGUGAAAGAUCAAGUAUUUCAGCUCAUGCAGCAGGCAACCAUCGACUCUCUCAACAACGCUAUGAAAGAUGAUGAGGCUGCAUUGCAAGCUCUCAGAACAAACGUCGACCCCAACGGAGCGACGCUGAGUAUGUAUGAACUAGUCUCGAGCGGCUUCCGUCGGGCCCAAGAACCUUUCGUCAUGAGUUUAAUGGGACUCUGGCGUGCAUGGACGUUACUCGGUCUGAAAGAAAGAGCAAGAAUUCCUGUCAAGGAUGGCGCAUUCAUCUUGGGUGUUGUAGAUGAAACGAACACUCUGCGUGGUCACUACGAUCGGAAGCAUGCCGGACAGGGACCGUUGAUUGUGGACAGGGAGCAGGAAAUUCGACAGCUUCCUCAGAUCUUUCUUCAGAUCAAGGAUCCAAUUACCAGGGUCAAAAAGGUCGUGGAAGGCAUCUGUAUUCUUGCCCGAAAUCCUUCCCUGCAUCAAGGCGACAUCAGAGUCGUUCAAGCAGUCGAUGUCAAGGCACUUCACCACCUGGUCGAUGUCGUUGUGAUGCCACAGAAUGGGGACCGCGAUCUGCCCAGCAUGUGUUCCGGUGGUGAUCUGGAUGGUGACGAUUACCUGGUCACAUGGGAUUCCGCCUUAAUUCCAGAGGUCUGGAACGUGACGCCACAUCAUUACGAACCUCCUGCUCCGAAAAUGGCCCAGGGCGAGAUUACCACGAGGGAUAUCAUCGACUUCUACGUUGACUACAUCCAGAACGACAGUCUAGGUCGAAUUGCACACGCUCAUCUUGGCAAUGCUGACUACUUCGACGAUGGAAUCUUCAGCGACCAGUGUCAGCAGCUGGUGCAACUUCAUUCAGUUUCUGUCGACUAUCCCAAGACUGGAGUACCAGCAAAGCUCCCGCUUCAGCUUGAGCCGACCGCUUGGCCACAUUUCAUGGAGAAGAGAGGCAGAUGGCAGUAUUCGAGGAAGAUUUUGGGUCAGUUAUACGACGCUGUGGAAAAGCUUGUGGCUGGCUUCGACCUCCGAGCUCGUGGUGUGCCCAAGUUCGAUGCCCGAGUGCUUAACCUCGAUCGGCCCGACCGGGAUGUUUUCAAUCAAGUACAAGCAAUCAAACACGAAUACGACAUGGCAAUGCGAAGAAUCAUGGCUCAGCACAAGAUCAAGACUGAGUUCGAAAUCUGGAGUACUUUCGUCAUGUCGCACAGCAAGAAGUCCACAGACUACAAGUUCCACGAAGAAAUUGGCCAGAUCUCCAAGUCCUUGAAGGAGGAAUUCCGCAAGGAGCUCGUGGAUGCAGCAGGUGGUGAUAGUUUCAGCACUCUCAUGCCAUUUGCCAUUGCUGCAUACCAAUUCACUGCCGAGCAGGUCACCACCGCAUUACAACAAGGCGAAAGCCUGAAUGGUUCUGAGGUGGGCAAAGCAGGUCGUGACGAUGAGGAGCAAGAGCCAGAGUUGCCAAAGGUGCCAUUUUGCAGCUUCCCUUGGCUGCUUCAGGACGUUCUGUGCAAGAUCGCCUCGUCUACACCGUUCGAGGAAGCUCAGCCUUCUGCUGUGAGCGCCAGAAAGGAGGGCCAGAAGCCUGCUACCGGAGACGAUUCCAAUGAGGCAACCAACUCGCGCAUGCAACCGGCUCCCAGGCGCGAUUCCAUGUCCCAUGCGCACAAUGCUGAACUCAGAAGACCCUCCGACAGAUCCAACCAUUCGUCUUCAGACCCAGAUCCAUUCGCCAAGUUGGACCCUCUGAGCCGCAGGAACAGCCAUCGCACGGGUAGCACUUCCUCCUCUGAUCGAGUGAAAAAGGGGACCAGCAUCAAAGGCGAAAAUGGAGUUGCGAAGUUGUCAAAAAUGGUGCCUGGGACGGAUCAGGAAGCCUUCGAUGUUGAAAAGGGUACACCAAAAGCUAUUCAUACGCCUAAGAGACGUGCUAGUGGGACAGCUGGCGUCAUUGAUCUGCUGGGAAGUCCGUCCUCAGCAGAGAAGAGACCCGUGUUCAAGAGCGAUAUCUUCAAGUCCCCUCUGAGGGCCAUCAAGACUCCGUCAUCGCCAGCCGAUUGGAAAGAGUAUGCGCGCAAUGGGUCAUCAACUCCAUAUGGUAAGGUCACUAAAGAGUCCAGCCUCAGUGCCGAUGACCCAUACUCGACGCCUCGGCCCUUGAAGACUGAUGGCCUCAAACCAACCAGCGGUAACAUCUACAACACACAGGACUACGGGCGGAAGGACGUGGCUCGCGAUCGACCGAGCUCAAGUGGGUCCGAAGCCUACUCUUCUGGGCAGAAUUCUCAGCAUGACGAAUCGUCUGGAGUCAGUCCUGUGGACGGAGGCUUUUCUCUCGCGGCGGCAUUCGAGACUGUUGCUGCUUCGUCGACUAAGAGGCCAUCUGUCGCAUCACGUCCAGCUCGGUUGAUGGGCGAUCCGGCUAAUAUGACUGACGAGGAAAAGGCUGCCAUUCUCGCGGAGGACUUUGACUGA